AUGGCGGAGAAAUGGCGAAAGUUCAAAGAAGAUAUGAAAAAAAAACGCUUGAGUGGGAAGAGCCAAAAAGGGAAAGAUGUUUCCAAACGUGAAAUAACUGUUCAAAUGUUAAGCGCGGACGUGUCGGGCAAGGCCCAAAAGUAUUCACGUAUCGGCCCAAGGGAAUUUGUCCAGUUAUAUGACGACGACGAUGAAGAUCUAGAUCGAUUUUAUACAAAAGAAGAGAUGACAAUUGAACGAGUGAAGGAUGCAUGCCUGAAACAUUUUGAACCGAAGGUUGGAAACAAUGUUGUAUGUGAUAUUCUUGCCGGUGAGCAAGGACCUUCCUGCGCAUCCUUGAAGCAAAUACCUAAUAUGAAUCUUAUAUACGUCAGAUUCAUAAACAAAAGCUCGACAGCAGAUGCGCCUGUAUUCGUUGAUGAUACCACAGAAUAGGAAGUUAUACCAGAAGCGUAACUCGAGCAAAUAUUUGUCCGCGUUUUUACAAGCGAUUCGUCAUCAAUCACGCCAUCCUGGCUAGUACAACCGGCACUUUGUACCUACCAAAUCCUGAUAAAAACUUCCGGCUGUACUAGCCAGGAUGGCGUGGCCUGACGUGAGCGAGUUAAAAGUUUCGCGGAUGUCAAACAAUAAGGGAAACGACUAGAGUUACGCUUCUGGUAUAACUUCCUAUUCUGUGAUGAUACUGACCCAGUUCAUCCGCAAAGCACAACUGUAAAGCGAAAGGGCCCUAACUCUGUUCCAAGUCCAAAAAAAGCUAAAAUCUCAACACCAAUGCCCAAGAGUCUCUCGGUAACCCAUAUGUUGAAACUAGGUAAACUUAUAAACAGGUCUACCACUACCAUCCACUUGUAUGGAUUUAAUUUGGCAGAUAUGAGCUGGUCGUCUUCACCAAGGGCAGUUGAAUUUAGUGUUUCAGAAGAUGUGCUCGGAGAAGGUGCAUUCCGAAAAGCUUAUAAAGCAGAAUCAAAAGAUGAGAGCUUUGCUGGUUCAUGGGUAGUCAAAGAAUAUAAUGAAAAUGCAUUGGAUGUCAUUGCUGAGACCAAUCAAACUCUCGAAACCCAUACAAAGAAGGUUGUACAAAUGCACAGCUUAGCCCAGAACUUUGCAAGCCAACUGAAGACAAGUGUUGAGCAAAAUGGCAUGCAAGAAUCUUUUGGUGAUUGUUUUCAUUAUGGGAGUGUCUACUUAGGAAAAAAAAGUGACGAAUUUGUCACAGUUGAAGAGUUUGUAGAUGGAGAGUUUAGUAAGUAUAUAAACAAUGAUGGCACAUUGUGCAAGAAUGUCAACGAAGUUAUAUUACAGAAACAGAGUGUCUUUCUCAUUUUUCUUUUGAAAAAUCCAACAAUCAGGUAA
Molecule: messenger RNA, 1356 nt
Organism: Paramuricea clavata
Lineage: Eukaryota; Metazoa; Cnidaria; Anthozoa; Malacalcyonacea; Plexauridae
Source: the annotation of a GenBank genome assembly